This is a messenger RNA of Anopheles maculipalpis, 5226 nucleotides long. It is a transcript of the gene stac, whose product is annotated as protein unc-13 homolog 4B. The record is from RefSeq and is a predicted model, not a curated record. Lineage: Eukaryota; Metazoa; Arthropoda; Insecta; Diptera; Culicidae. The transcript has 12 exons. Bases 1 to 5214 code for a protein of 1737 amino acids.
AUGAAAAGUACAACUCAAUCGGCCCAGUACAACAACGUCACGAUGGGGACCAGGACAGUGUCGUCCUCCGUGCCGGACAUCGAUUGUGAGGUGAAAGUGAAGAAGAAAGGUUUGCGAAAGUUUAGUGCCGCUCCUUGGCUGAAGAGCCGUCAACUGAUGGGCGUUAAAUCGCAGAAAGUGGAUAAAAGUGUUCCGGUGCCGUGUUGUGGUGUAAGUGUGGCCGGGGAAAGUGAUGCACCGUUGCAUGAGCGUCAGUUCGAGGAUAAAUCGGUGCAGUGUGAUGAUUUGCUGCCAAUGGACGGUGAGCAUCAUCGGUACGGGAUGCAUCGCAACAGCUCUGACCGAUGUGCCAGCUGUUGUCAUCCUAUGAAUCCUAUCUACCAAACUAACGUAAUCGUUAACCAAAUACCGUACAUGGACGACGAGCCGGACGACGUGUCGCUGUCGACAUUUCGCCGCAAUCAUCAUCCCAUACGCCAUCGUCGUAAUUCACGCGUUGAAAGUACGCCACAUCCACCACAAUCUCUGUUUAGGAAGAAUAACCUCUUCACGGCAGCAUCUCUACACAAUGCAGUACAGCCAAAUACCUCAUACCGUCACAGCUCGGCCAUAUUGCGCGAUGACGAUCAACAAGACUGUAAUGGGUCACUGUCCCAGUCAGAAGUUUCGAUACCGAACUCAAUAGACUAUGAUGAUCUGGAGACUGUGGCUCCGUCCAAACCAAGAGUUCCUUUGCGGCGAAGGACUGGUGCGUAUGGGAAUGUGACACUAAACGUACAAAUAGCGAACGGCAUCAAUACGGCCAUCUUGGAGGCGGACGAAAAGGAAAACCCUACAGUCGUUCCCAGACGACGGUAUGGUGUUGCACCUGAAAGAACCGCGAUUCGUGAAUCCUGCCGAGAACAGUCACAGUCUUCUUGCCUUGUGCUUGGCAUCAACAGUGACUCCCGCAACCCACUCAACUACAAAAUGUACACACCGUUCUACAACAAACGGCAAACGAUGCCACCGGAACACUUCAAGAACUGGCCAUCCGAGUCGCGGUUCGGUGACGAGAACGAUCGCAGCUAUAGGACGCUCAGCUACUACUCCGACGUAGCGAAUCAGCUGGAGCAAUACGAACGGCGCAGUUUCGAUGCCGGAAGCUCCUGCAUGCUCAACGCGAUCGACUCCAACUCCAUCAUGUACCGUAGCAGUAUGGACAACUUGCCAUCGACUGCGGACCACACGCCGCAAGAGCACCGCAAGCAGUCGCGAGUGGAAAAUGGACCGAGCGUCGGGAAAACCCCACCGACGGUGGUACCCUCCAACCGAAACCGUUUCGGUACCGAUUUGCGCGCUAAAAAUAAGCCAAGCGAUCAAAUUCCGCCGGCACAGCCGCAGUCGAAUUUAUUAGCCCCUCCGACAAGCACUUUUGGGCGUUGGAGCGGAAGCAUACAGAAUCUGUUCAGCAUUGGCAAUCGAACAUCGAGUGGUACCGGUCGGUGGAGUAAAAGUGAAAACUGCCUCAACGAGGUCGGUCAACGGUCAGGGAGACGAACCGCGGGAGCCUCCAAGCCGAACGAACAUCGGGUCUGGUCGGAUAGGCUUUUCGGAAGAUCGACAGCUGCAGGACGUGCUGGAAAAAACGGACGUGCCCGUAGGAUCAAUACCUUCCAGACUAGUGGUGGUGGUAGCUUCUUCACGUACAAGUACGACGACGAGGAGGAAAGCGCCUGGCAGAAGUACUUCAAUCUGGGCAUGUUGCGGAAAAUACGUCCCAAGCAGGGAAAGCCCUCUAGAGGCAAAGAUGGCAGUAUUCAAGACCUUGACGGUAGUUUCUUCGAGAAGUUUGGCUCUAUCCUGCGCCAAAAGUCCAUCCAAAACGAUGAAAGUGUUCGCGCCCGUCUGCAACCCUUCCCGGACGAAAACGAGCCGGAAGCGGAAUUACACGAUCCAACCACUCUGCCACCGGUAGCGGAAGCCGAAGAUAGUGGAACCGAAACGCUGCUAGAUGAAAGUGACUCCGAAGACCAGCAGCAAGAGAAGCAGGCCGAGUUCAUAGAAGAUGUGUUCGGUUGGAAUAUCGAGGAACUGUACGAGGAGAUUCUGUUCGAAAACAUCCACAACAUCGGGUGCGACGAUGAGGAGCUCAACGUGGACGUUCUGUUCCCUUACAUACAGGAGGCAUUUAAAAUGUCGGACGAAAAGCACAACGAAAUAAUGCAGAUCGCACGCAACAAGGAAGCGCCCGAAAUACGGCUGAACGUGGAGAUUGUGGAGGCGAAGGAUCUGGAACCGAAGGAUUCGAACGGUCUGUCGGAUCCGUUCGUGACGAUGUACAUUGCGUCCAAUCCGAACCAUCGGUACAACACCUCCGUAAAGGCGGGCACGCUGAAUCCCGUGUGGGAAGAACAUUUUUCGCUGCCAAUUGCUGAGGAUGCAAACGAUGCCAACCUCAUCGUGGAAGUUUGGGACUUUGAUCCAGCAGAAACAGUGAAGGAGAAAAUGAACAAACUCUUCGAGGUUAAAGGUGUCCGGGGUCUACGAAAGCUGAUGAAAGAAAUCGCUCAGACAGCAUCCACCGGAAAGCACGACAACGAACUAAUUGGGCGUACCAGCAUUCCGUUGAAGUCAAUACCCGCCUCGGGAAUGCUGCUGUGGUACAAUCUGGACAAGAAGAACAAGCUGCGCCGUCAGGGCACCAUCCGUAUAAGACUGAACUUUAGCUCGGAGAAAAACAGCCAAGUGGCGGCCCAGGAGCAUCGCCAUCUAUUGCGCAUUCUGCUGCUUCACGAGCUGGAAUCGUCGAAAGUCGCUCCGUACUGGUGGUCGGGCAAGUUUACCAUUCAGGGCGAAGCAGUACUAACGCAACAUUCGGCCCAAAGUGGUCUUUCCUCCACGACGGAAGCUUUCAUACAAUGGUCCGUCUUUGCUGCGAUUCACCAGGAUCAUCCACUAUCGUUUGUUCUGUUCGAUACACUGCUCGAAAAGUUGAUCCGUCCAAUACAAACGUUGUCCGUGUCGGAGGAAGAAUUGAAGACCUUCUGGGAGGCAACGAAGAAGCUGCUACCGUCCUGCUUCUCUGCCAUCCGGAAGUUGCGCAAGAAGAGUACGGGCGACAAGCUGGUACUUAAGACGCUGAACGGCGUACUAAACAUUAUCGCGAAGGUUGCUCUGCUAGAACCUCCGGAGGGUACGGAUCUGUUCCCGGUGCAGAUGUACGGAUGGAUUCGCCGUUCGAACGAUAGUGAACCGAAUUGGGAUAUUCGGGAAGCUCUUGCUAGUGCUGUUGUGUCGGGUGCGGAGGAUUGGUUUAGUGGAAUUAAGGAGGGACACUUCCUGGAGACCGGUACGGAUGAGGAUCGUUUGCAGAAUUUGAUCAAAAUCAUUCAGCUGGUUCGGUCGGACAUUCAAAAGUCCAUCGAGUACUACGAUAAAACAUUUCAAGAAAUUAUGCAUUUUCCCUACACAAAGGAGCUUUACAUUACGUACGAAUUGAAGCUGGCGGAACUCAUCAAACCGACGGUGGAAGAUAUCUGUCGGAAGCUGAAAAGGAUCGAUCUUCCGGAGACGGCUUCCCAUCGUGGGGGUGAUAGUGGAUUUAUUGAGUACGAGGAUAUCAACAUGGGUACGACGCUAUUCGAGCUUUAUCUGGUGCUGAAACGCUUCUGUACGCUGGGGACCGCGCUUAGUCCGGGCGAAAGUAACUUUGCGAUCGACGAGUACCAUCGUUGGUUUACGACCGGUGUUACGCACUGGUUAGAUAUUGCGGUGUAUAAGGCUUUAACGCGCAUUCAUAAAGCGAUCGAGCUAGAUAAAUUGCAACCAGUGGAUGAGACGGUGAAGUAUUCAUCCUCGGCUGUCGAUACGUUGGCCAUCUUUUAUCAGAUCAAAAUCUUCUGGCAACAGCUAGCGUGGCCGGAUGUGGAGGGAGCGUAUAUUUUUGUAGCGAAAAUUGUUGAUGACAUCUGCCGAUGCUGUGUAUUUUACGCCGAUCGUAUGUCGGCACGCGUAGAAAGCCUUGGAGUUGUGGAGAAUGUGUACGAGAAAAAGUUUGAGGUCACAUCCGAAUGGUGUCUCGCGAUCAACAAUAUCGACUACAUCCGGCAGAGUUUGAAGCCGUUCGCAACGGAGCUCGGGGUGGAUGAUAUUCUAGCCAAGCUGGGUGAUGUCCAGAGCAGUAUCGAAGCAGAUCGCUGCAAGGAAACGCUGCGGGCCGUACUGGACAAUGCGAUCGAUACGGAAAAGAACAAGAUUCUGGAUUUGGUGGAGAAGUUGGCACGCAAAAUGGCACCGGCGAUGCGUCGAUUCCUGGUCGAGGGUGCGGAACUUUUGCAGCAAGACUCCAACUCGCUCGAUCGUUUGAUGAUGUACAUGGAGGAAUCGCUGAGCGUGCUGAACGCGGAGCUGAAUGAGAUCAACUUUGAGCGUGUGCUUGACGCCAUUUGGGCCGAAUUGACAGCGAUCUUGUAUGACCUCAUCCAGAGUAAUUUGGACAAACGACGUCCGCCUUCGUUCUUUGCAAAUCUUCGCGAUACGCUACACCUGAUGGUGGCCAACUUCAAGACAGCGGAAAACCGCGAAUCAGAAACGGCCGCUGAUAAGGAGACGCUUGCCCACAUCGAGCGCUUGCUGCAGCUGCACGGGUACGAAACGACCGAUCUCAUCCAUCAGUAUUACUUAGAUAGGCUAGAGGAGCAGAACCAGAGCGAUCCAUCGACGACCGGCUACGGCAUGCUGACGGUCCAGUGUUUUUUCAAGGAGAACGUGCUCGAGCUGGAAGUUGUGAAUGCACGCAAUCUGAAGCCAAUGGACGGGAACGGUUCGUGUGAUCCUUUCGUACGCGUUCAUUUUCUGCCCGAGGAACGGUUCGUCGGGGUUGCGAAGCCGAAAACUCAAUGCCAGAGCAAAACACUGUUCCCGCUGUUUGAUGAGAAGUUUGUGAUAACCUUUACCCCCGAGCAGCGUUCCAUCCAGAACGCACUGAUCAUGUUCAGCAUCAAGGAUAAGGAUCUGUUCGGUAUGUCCAAUCAAUAUCUAGCCGAGUGCUAUCUCAGCUUUAACGAUAUUGCCGACAUUUCGGGCGAUGCAGGCAAAAUUGAACAGAAGCAUCUCAUCCUUACGCGACCACAGAAAAUGGAUAUUGAUUGUCUACGUGCGCUUGAAUACCGGCAGGGUGACAAACAGGCCAAAGACUUUAUAAAGAAGCUGAAGCAAAAAAUGGGUCAAUAAAUAACAUGUGCA